This is a messenger RNA of Heterobasidion irregulare TC 32-1, 753 nucleotides long. RefSeq lists its product as uncharacterized. Gene Ontology annotation, molecular function: RNA binding. Lineage: Eukaryota; Fungi; Basidiomycota; Agaricomycetes; Russulales; Bondarzewiaceae. The transcript has 5 exons. Gene Ontology annotation, biological process: mRNA cis splicing, via spliceosome. The record is from RefSeq and is a predicted model, not a curated record. Bases 1 to 753 code for a protein of 250 amino acids. Gene Ontology annotation, cellular component: catalytic step 2 spliceosome.
AUGUCGACAGCACACAGACCAACAUGGGAUCCCGCGCAGGCCAAAGAUGUUAAGGGCGGCUCUCGUCAGUUCUCGGUUCGGGAUAUGGCUGCCCACACCAAACUGAAGUUUAGACAAUCCGGCCAAACGUCUGUGGACGACGUGAAGAAGCGUGAUCUCCGGGCUGAGUUGCUGGCGGCAGAGGCAGAUGCGCGAGCGCGGAAGCGCAAGGCUGAAGGAAAGCCUCUGGAGGACAUUGCACCUGUACCGGCGAUUGAAGACGAGGAGGUUAACAAGCGACGGAAAUUGUUGCAACAGGCACUGGAGAUGGACAAGGACGACGACAGCGACGAUAAUAGCGGGAGUGAUAAUGGAGAGGCAAAAGAGAAGGAAAAAGAGCACGAAAGUGAAGAGGAAGAUUCGGAUGAGGAAGACGACACUGCGGAGCUAUUGCGUGAACUGGAAAAGAUCAAAAGAGAGAGGGCAGAGGAGAAAGAACGCUUGGAGCGGGAGCAGAGUGCAAGUGCAAAUGCAGAGAGAGAGGCACAAAUUGCGACCUCAAACCCACUACUCAACCUGGCUGCUGCACUCGGACAGACGCCGGGUAUCAACACAACAGCGCCAGGGACGUUCGCCGUCAAACGGAGAUGGGACGACGAUCUCAUUUUCAAGAAUCAGGCGAUGGAAUCGAAGGAAAGGGAUAAAUCUGGUUUCGUCAAUGAUCUCCUACGGACAGAAUUUCACAAAAAAUUCAUGUCGAGAUUCAUCAAAUGA